Lachancea lanzarotensis is the source of this 807-nucleotide messenger RNA. It is a transcript of the gene BUD23, whose product is annotated as LALA0S02e07602g1_1. Gene Ontology annotation, cellular component: nucleolus. The record is from RefSeq and is a predicted model, not a curated record. The transcript has a single exon. NCBI's taxonomy places the organism in Eukaryota, Fungi, Ascomycota, Saccharomycetes, Saccharomycetales, Saccharomycetaceae. Bases 1 to 807 code for a protein of 268 amino acids. Gene Ontology annotation, biological process: rRNA (guanine-N7)-methylation. Gene Ontology annotation, molecular function: rRNA (guanine) methyltransferase activity.
AUGUCUCGUCCAGAAGAUUUGGCUCCGCCAGAAGUAUUCUAUAAUGAUUCUGAAUCGCAGAAAUACACCUCAUCGACCAGAGUACAGCACAUUCAAGCUAAAAUGUCGUUGCGAGCUUUGGAACUUCUAAACCUAUCGGAAACAUCAUUUGUACUGGAUAUUGGAUGUGGAUCUGGCUUGAGUGGGGAAAUCUUGACCGAAGAAGGCCACAUUUGGUGUGGUGUAGAUAUUUCUCCCUCUAUGUUGGCUACAGGCCUGACCAGAGAGCUUGACGGUGAUUUGAUGCUGCACGACAUGGGACAAGGCCUGCCGUUCAGGGCAGGUACUUUCGAUGCAGCCAUCAGUAUCAGUGCUAUACAAUGGUUGUGCAAUGCAGAUACAUCCUACAAUGACCCCAAAAGACGUUUGAUGCGAUUUUUCAACACCUUGUUUGCGUCGUUGAAAAAAGGUGGCAAGUUCGUGGCACAGUUCUACCCGAAGAACGAUGACCAGGCUCAGCAGAUCUUAGGGGCUGCCAAGGUGGCUGGAUUCAGUGGUGGUCUGGUCGUGGAUGAUCCAGAAUCCAAGAAAAACAAGAAAUUCUACCUGGUAUUGAGUUCGGGCACAUCUGUGGAAGACGAGCGCGUCAACUUGCAAGGUGUCACCAUGAGUGCGGAAGAAAUGGUGAAAGUGCGUCGUGACAAGAAAAACGUUAAAGAGUCUAACAAGACAUAUCUCCAGCGCAAAAAGGAACUCAUGCGUAAGCGUGGUCGUACAGUGGCCAAAGACUCCAAAUUCACGGGUAGGAAACGUAGAAGCCGGUUUUAG